CCGAGCCCCGCGCGGGAGGCGGGAUGCCCCGAGGCCGCCGCACUUGGGCUCGCGCGCUGCCCUGAGCCAGCCGGCCCAGCCGCGGCGGGCGCGCGGCGCCGCGGACGCCAUGGAGCAGUGGCGGCAGUGUGGCCGCUGGCUCAUCGACUGCAAGGUCCUGCCGCCCAACCACCGCGUCGUGUGGCCCUCGGCUGUGGUCUUCGACCUGGCGCAGGCGCUGCGCGACGGGGUCCUUCUGUGCCAGCUGCUGCACAACCUUUGCCCCGGCUCCAUCGACCUAAAGGACAUCAACUUCCGGCCGCAGAUGUCCCAGUUCCUGUGUCUGAAGAACAUACGCACCUUCCUUAAAGUCUGCCACGACAAAUUUGGACUAAGAAACAGCGAGUUGUUCGACCCCUUUGACCUCUUCGAUGUCCGAGACUUCGGAAAGGUCAUCUCUGCGGUGUCCAGACUGUCCCUGCACAGCAUCGCGCAGAACAAAGGGAUCAGGCCGUUUCCCUCGGAGGAGACCACAGAGAAUGACGAUGACGUCUACCGCAGCCUGGAGGAGCUGGCCGACGAGCAUGACCUGGGGGAGGACAUCUACGACUGCGUCCCGUGCGAGGACGGAGGGGACGACAUCUACGAGGACAUUAUCAAGGUGGAGGUGCAGCAGCCCAUGAAGAUGGGCAUGACCGAGGACGACAAGAGGAGCUGCUGCUUGCUGGAGAUACAGGAGACGGAGGCCAAGUACUACCGCACGCUGGAGGACAUCGAGAAGAACUACAUGAGCCCCCUGCGGCUGGUGCUGAGCCCGGCGGACAUGGCAGCCGUCUUCAUCAACCUGGAGGACCUGAUCAGGGUGCACCACAGCUUCCUGAGGGCCAUCGGCGUGUCCGUGACGGCGGGGGGCGGCGCUCUGGCCAAGGUCUUCCUCGAGUUCAAGGAAAGGCUCCUGAUCUACGGGGAGUACUGCAGCCACAUGGAGCACGCCCAGAACACGCUGAACCAGCUGCUGGCCAGCCGAGAGGACUUCAGGCAGAAGGUCGAGGAGUGCACACUGAAGGUCCAGGACGGGAAGUUCAAGCUGCAAGACCUGCUGGUGGUGCCCAUGCAGAGGGUGCUCAAGUACCACCUCCUCCUGAAGGAACUUCUGAGCCAUUCUACUGACCGGCCCGAGAGGCAACAGCUCAAAGAAGCACUGGAAGCCAUGCAGGACUUGGCCAUGUACAUCAACGAAGUUAAACGGGACAAGGAGACCUUAAAGAAAAUCAGUGAAUUUCAGAGUUCUAUAGAAAACUUGCAAGUGAAACUGGAGGAAUAUGGCAGGCCAAAGAUUGACGGGGAGCUCAAAGUCCGGUCCAUAGUCAACCACACCAAGCAAGACAGGUACCUGUUCCUGUUUGACAAGGUGGUCAUCAUCUGCAAACGGAGGGGCUACAGCUACGAGCUAAAGGACAUCAUCGAGCUGCUCUUCCACAAGAUGACGGACGACCCCAUGAACAACAAGGACAUCAAGAAGUGGUCCUAUGGCUUCUACCUGAUUCACCUUCAAGGAAAGCAAGGCUUCCAGUUUUUCUGCAAGACGGAGGACAUGAAGAGGAAGUGGAUGGAGCAGUUCGAGAUGGCCAUGUCAAACAUCAAGCCAGACAAGGCCAACGCCAACCACCACAGCUUCCAGAUGUACACGUUCGACAAGACCACCAACUGCAAAGCCUGCAAAAUGUUCCUCAGGGGCACCUUCUACCAGGGUUACCUGUGCACCAAGUGUGGCGUCGGGGCGCACAAGGAGUGCCUGGAGGUGAUGCCUCCCUGCAAGAUCAGUUCUCCAGCAGACCUGGAUGCCUCUGGAGCGGGACCAGGUCCCAAGAUGGUGGCCGUGCAGAAUUACCAUGGCAACCCGGCUCCUCCCGGGAAGCCUGUGCUGACCUUCCAGACGGGGGACGUGAUUGAGCUGCUGAGAGGAGACCCCGAGUCCCAGUGGUGGGAGGGCCGGCUCGUGCAAACCAGGAAGUCUGGGUACUUCCCCAGCUCAUCUGUGAAGCCCUGCCCUGUGGAUGGACGGCCGCCCAUCAACCGGCCACCGUCCCGGGAGAUCGACUACACUGUGUACCCCUGGUUCGCGGGCAGCAUGGAGCGGCAGCAGUCAGACAACCUGCUCAAGGCCCACGCCAGCGGCACCUACCUGAUCCGCGAGCGGCCCGCCGAGGCCGAGCGCUUCGCCAUCAGCAUCAAGUUCAACGAUGAGGUGAAGCACAUCAAGGUCGUGGAGAAGGACAACUGGAUCCACAUCACAGAAGCCAAGAAAUUCGACAGCCUCUUGGAAUUGGUGGAGUACUACCAGUGCCACUCACUCAAGGAGAGCUUCAAGCAGCUGGACACCACGCUCAAGUACCCCUACAAGUCUCGGGAGCGCUCCACCUCCAGGGCCUCCAGCCGGUCCCCAGUGUUCACACCCCGGGUCAUCGGCACGGCUGUGGCCAGGUACAACUUCGCAGCGCGGGACAUGCGGGAGCUCUCGCUGCGGGAAGGCGACGUGGUGCGGAUCUACAGCCGCGUCGGCGGGGACCAGGGCUGGUGGAAGGGCGAGACGAGCGGACGGAUCGGUUGGUUUCCGUCGACGUAUGUUGAAGAGGAGGGCGUCCAGUGACCACAGGAGCGCAGCAGCCUCGCGGAUUUCCUCGGGAGAGUUGCUCCAGCUCAGAAGUCUGUCUCCAGCUCCACCGUGACUCAGAGGGAAACGCUCUCCAACUUCCCACGGCCCACAGGGAGGGGGAGGGUGUUCAAAAUUCUGAAUACGAACCGUUUCACCAUCAGUCUGCCGCUGGGUGCGCUACUUGUACAUAGAGGAAACCUAGGCCAGCCCCCCAGAGUGCAAGGAGCCGAAGCGCCGGCAGUGCUGUGUGGCCCUGGGUGACAGAGCUCGGUGCUCGCCCCUCGGGCCGAGCUGGCCUUCAGGAGCCUCAGUUCAGACAGCAGAUCUGUCCAAGGAGGCCUGGGGACAGCAAAGGGGACCUGCCCCAGCCCCUCUGCUCAGCCUCCGCCCUCAGCCUGCUGCUCCUGCUGCUCCGGGGGAGGCCUCGGGCCUGGAGAGGCAAAGGGAGCCCGGCUGUGCCUGGGCGUGGGAGGAGAGAGCCUUGCAUGGGGGCCCUGCAGUCCUGGCUCCCCCGGGCUGCCUAGACCCCCUCACUUCCCUCCACGCCAGGGGCGUGCAGAGACCCCACGGCACCCCCUCUCCCGGGAGGGGCUCAGGAAGGGGCUGUCGCUGCACCUGCUGCCCAGUCGAUGGUACUGUUCUUUGCCCUGCUUGCCCCGCCCUGAGGCCAGGCAUAUACGUCUUUGCAGACCCUGAAACGGGCAGGGAAGGAAACAGAGUUUUCCCUUGAGAGGCCCCUGCGGCUCACGGGCCUGUCCAGGGGGUGGCCGGUCUGGGCCUCCUCUCCCUGCCAGGUGGUCCCGGAGGGCCUGCCCAGCCUUUGUAAGAGAUGUCGGUUCAAGCGUGGCGGGACCUGCUUCCGGGGGCUUCUGCAGCCCACACUGGGCCUGUGGCCAACCCAGAAUAAGUGCUCUUGGGGGUGCUCCCCCUUCCUGACGACUCCUGGCCUUUGACCUCUGGCAGGUUUAGCCAGACCCUGUUUUCUCUACCCUAAUGUUGCAUGAGACCUAGGGACACCAUCUCCCUCCCAGCUCCGAGCCAAAGCUUCUGCUGAGACCUGGGCUCCCUGGGGCCCCCUCCUUCAGCCACCUGCGCAGCCUAUGGGAGGAGGGGACCAAGUCAAGGCCAGGUGUUGGGGAGACUGGUCCCUGCAGAGGGCGGGGCCUGGGCACCAGGUGGCAGGGUCAGGAGGGUGGGGGCGCCCAGCGGGGGGAGACGCCCUGCAAAGGCUGGAGACGUGGAGGAGCCUUGGCCGGGGAGCGCACGCCCAGGCCUGUGUGUCGCGUGCACGGAGCACUUUGGAGGGACCCUCAGCCCCGCCGUGAGCCCAGGACGGCAGGGGGACCAGCCAGCCCCCUUUGUGUUUACUGUUGUCAGAAAGUUCCUGUGUGUUGGUUUUGGGAUUUUUGUUUUGUUGUGUUUUGUUUGGCUUGUUUGUUUUUUAAGGGGAAAAAAGUUUGUAAUUAUUUCAUCCAAAUCUCCCGUGAUAUAUCUGUGAAUAAUAAGGAAGAGAUUUUAUAAUGGCAAGAAAAUGAUGUAUAUUUUAGUUUGUCAGGAAACAAGUCGUCAUGAUAACGAAAGACUGAGAAAAAUAAUUUAGAACCCUGGAUUUUGUGAAUCUUUUUGUUUUGUGUUUGUUUUGAAAUUUGUGUUCAGUUGGGUUUUGUUUUGCACUGCACUAAGCAGGGUGGUUGGAGGACUGGGGCAGGCUGGGACGCAGUGUCAGCAAGAGAGGGGACGUCCCCGGGCGGGGGGGGGCUUAGCACCUGGGGCCGACAUCAGCUGUGAACAGAGGAGUGGCUGCAUGUGGGCCGGGGGCCCCGGGCCCCUGCGGCUGGUGGUGACCCCAGUGGAACACGGACUGUACACUUGCCAAUGGGUUUUUUCAGACCACAGUUUUUACUGCAAAUAAACCUAGUUCUUUUCUGCA
Molecule: messenger RNA, 4565 nt
Organism: Lemur catta (Ring-tailed lemur)
Lineage: Eukaryota; Metazoa; Chordata; Mammalia; Primates; Lemuridae
Gene: VAV2
Product: vav guanine nucleotide exchange factor 2
Exons: 27
Coding region: 110-2629 (839 amino acids)
Biological process (GO): regulation of GTPase activity; intracellular signal transduction; cell migration
Cellular component (GO): cytoplasm
Molecular function (GO): guanyl-nucleotide exchange factor activity; protein binding
Source: RefSeq, a predicted model, not a curated record